This is a messenger RNA of Cannabis sativa, 1632 nucleotides long. Its product is annotated as patatin-like protein 2. Gene Ontology annotation, molecular function: glycerophospholipase activity; monoacylglycerol lipase activity. Gene Ontology annotation, biological process: lipid metabolic process. Lineage: Eukaryota; Viridiplantae; Streptophyta; Magnoliopsida; Rosales; Cannabaceae. Bases 181 to 1470 code for a protein of 429 amino acids. The transcript has 3 exons. The record is from RefSeq and is a predicted model, not a curated record.
UAGAAGCAAAUUAAUAUCGAGAGCUAGAAUAUAGCUAUAUCACACACAUAAAACACAUACAAGGAGUAUACGUAGUACUAUAUAUAUAAAAACAGAUUUUGUGUAUAGUUAUUAUUACUUGUUGAGCAAUAAUAAUAUAUAAAAUAUAUAUAUAGACAGAUAUAUAUAUUCGAUCUCGAAAUGGAAGUGGUUAUUGAAAAGUUUGGUAAUAUUAAUAAUAAGAUGAAGAAGGGUGGAUCAUCAUCAGGAAAGAUGUUUACAGUUUUGAGCAUUGAUGGAGGAGGGAUUAGAGGAGUUAUCCCGGGAACACUUCUGGCGUUUUUAGAGGAAAAACUACAAGAAUUGGAUGGAGAAGAAGCAAGACUUGCUGACUAUUUCGAUGUAAUCUCAGGAACAAGCACGGGAGGCCUAGUGACCACCAUGCUUGCGGCCCCGAACAAAGACAACCGACCUUUGUUCGCGGCCAAAGACAUCAACAACUUUUACAUGGAACACACACCUAAGAUCUUCCCCCAAAAUGACAACGCCAGCUUUUUCAAAAGCAUUACAUCCAUCAUGGACACACUCACCGGUCCUAAAUACGACGGCAAAUAUCUUCACACUCUUCUCAACAACUUGCUCGGAGACCUUACUCUCGACCAAACCCUAACUAACAUCGUUGUCCCCGCGUUCGAUAUCAAGCUCAUGCAACCAGUCAUCUUCUCUACAAACCAAGGAAAAGCAAAGCGUUUGAAAAACGCUCGACUCGCAGAUGUAUGCAUAAGUACCUCAGCGGCUCCUACCUUUCUUCCUCCACACAGUUUUGAAACAAGGGAUCGCAAAGGAAAUACACGCUGCUUCGAUCUUAUAGAUGGGGCAGUGGCGGCAAACAAUCCAACGAUGUUGGCCAUAAGCCAAAUGUUGAGAGAAAUGACAAAGAAAAAGAACUCAUUAGGGGAAUUGAUGAGAUGCGAGGAUGAUGAUGAUCAACAAGGGCAAGCGACUACUCCACCGUUGACUCCUAGGUUGGAUGGGAAAAAUAUGCUAGUACUAUCGUUGGGAACAGGAUCAGCAAAGGUUCAAGAGAAGUACAAUGCAAGUAGGGCAUCCCAAUGGGGUCUCUUAAGUUGGGUAUUCGACAAUGGCAACACACCCCUCAUUGAUAUUUUUGGUGAUGCUAGUUCUGAUAUUGUUGACUUUCUUGUCUCCACUCACUUUCAAUCUCGUCGUCAUAGAAACAAUUAUCUACGUAUUCAGGAUGAUACAUUGGUUGGGGCAGAGUCAUCCGUAGAUGUAGCCACUACUGAGAAUCUUCAAAGACUUGUUGAGAUUGGAAAUAAACUAUUAGAGAAGCCAAUUUCAAGGGUUAAUUUGGAAACUGGAAAGUAUCAACCUAUUCAAGGAGAGGGCACCAACGCACAAGCUCUCACUCAUUUUGCCAAACUUCUAUCCCAAGAAAGGAAACUUAGAUUAUCAAAUAACAAAAAAUAAAUAAAUCAUAUAUAUUAUGAUUAAUUUGUUCGGUUUGAUCUUUUUAUUGCUGUAAUUGAGGUUAAGAAAUUUAUGUAUUUCUAAUUCAUUCUUUAAUUCUUUAAUUCAUUUUUUUAAUCUUUAAUAAUAAUAUUUUAAGCGGAUCAUGCAAUUAGCUCCAUA